CACCCGAGGGUUACCACCCCUCUAUGACAUUCAAUAUACAGUUAAGAUGAGAGAGGGGGAUACUCGGGCACCACUCAUACUGGGUGUUGUCCUAACCUUACUGCUGCUGACUUUCAGCGUUGUACUUCUACGUGUGUACACUCGAGCUAUGCUCCUGAAGCAAUUCGGUACCGACGAUAUUUGGGCUGUAUUGUCUAUGGCUUCGAUUGCUUCAUGUGCAUUUAGCAUACUGCUAGGCAUUAAAUAUGGAUUUGGUAGACAUGAAGUGUUCUUGACGGAAGAGGAAUCCAGGAAUUAUUUCAAGGUGUUCUACGUUAGCAUCAUUCUUUACCUCGUAUCCCUGGGCGCGAUUAAAACAACGCUCCUCUGUCAAUACUACCGCGCAUUCGCCAUAAACAAGAUGAGGACGGUUCUCUUGGUCGCUAUAAUAUUCGUUUCGGCCUGGAGCAUUUCUCAGAUUCUCCUCAGCAUCUUUAUUUGCACCCCAAUUGCUGCUUUCUGGGAUAGAGCUAUCGAAGGCAAAUGCAUCCCGAGAAACCCAGCGUGGUACAUCACUGCAGCUGGGAACAUCGCGACGGAUAUAAUGAUUAUAGUACUUCCCUUCCCCGUGGUGAUAAAACUGAAUCUGGCUCGUCGGCAGCGGUUUGUCCUGCUUGGGGUUUUCUGCGUGGGCUUUCUUACUUGUGCUAUCUCGAUAAUUCGAAUGGGUUAUCUGGAUAUCAAAGAAGAUCUCACCUGGGUAAACGUCGGAUCAGCGUGUUGGUCGUUCACUGAACUUUGUUGCGGAUUAUUAUGCGCCUGCGUCCCGACGCUACGACCUUUCGUUUCACGGUACUUUCCGUCAAUGUCCAGCUAUGAUCGCUCGAGAAAGACAUACGCUACCAACCAGCCACCCGAGCCGCACACUUCCAAUCGUUACCAUGAUAUCGAACUACAAAACGGACGCCAUAUACAGGAAGAUUUGCUUCAAGACGAUAGCCAAUCUACGAGAAUACUGUGCGUGUCUGAGUUCACGGUGACGGAGACAAGGGAAUUGGCGAAUACAAAGCAUGGGGAGAGGGAAAGCGAUGAUGAGGUUUUAUUGGUGUCUCAUGUGUUUGUCGAACCUCGGCCUAUUGAGAAAGCGAGAACCAGGCCAGGCAGGUUGCCAGCUACAGAUUAGGUGUACGCAGUGUCAAAAGGACGAUCUGAGCUUCCCUCAAUACAUGAUGAUAAAUAUGUAUAGUAAUAUGCCUACUCCUAUAUUACAGAGCCGCUCGCUGCAUAAUAUCC
Molecule: messenger RNA, 1272 nt
Organism: Fusarium oxysporum Fo47
Lineage: Eukaryota; Fungi; Ascomycota; Sordariomycetes; Hypocreales; Nectriaceae
Exons: 5
Coding region: 47-1162 (371 amino acids)
Source: RefSeq, a predicted model, not a curated record